This is a messenger RNA of Cajanus cajan (pigeon pea), 2040 nucleotides long. RefSeq names its product cationic amino acid transporter 1. Lineage: Eukaryota; Viridiplantae; Streptophyta; Magnoliopsida; Fabales; Fabaceae. Gene Ontology annotation, molecular function: L-glutamate transmembrane transporter activity; L-lysine transmembrane transporter activity. Gene Ontology annotation, biological process: transmembrane transport; amino acid transport. The record is from RefSeq and is a predicted model, not a curated record. Gene Ontology annotation, cellular component: plasma membrane.
CUCUCUCUCUCUCUCUCUCACGCCGUCAUCUCUUACCUUUUCUCCCACCUUCACUCCCUUAAUUUGUUCCGAUAGAUUUUACAAGUUAAUUUCCUCUUCAUAAUUGUCUAGAGGAGCAAAAUGGAAACGGAAGGUGGGAACAGGGUUGCGCGGAGAAGGGCGUGCACGUUUGAAAGAGACGAUUUCUUCCCAGAGGAAUCGUUCAGGAGCUGGGGUAGCUAUGGGAAAGCGUUGUGGCAGACACCCAAGAGGUUCAAGACUCAGGUCAUGACCCGAUCCAAGGACGAGACCGAGCUAGUGGCGUUGAAGGGACGGAGCAGCAACGAGAUGAAGAAGACGCUCAACUCUUGGGACCUCAUAUGGUUCGGCAUCGGCGCCGUCAUCGGCUCCGGCAUUUUCGUCAUCACCGGCCUCGAGGCGCGCGACGCCGCUGGCCCCGCCGUCAUCCUCUCUUUCAUCGUUUCCGGCCUCUCCGCCUUGCUCUCCGUCUUCUGCUACACCGAAUUCGCCGUCGAAAUUCCCGUCGCAGGUGGGUCAUUUGCGUACUUAAGAGUUGAACUGGGAGACUUGGUGGCCUUCAUAGCCGCCGGAAACAUCCUCCUUGAGUACGUAAUAGGCGGCGCCGCCAUAUCACGGUCAUGGACCUCAUAUUUUGCGACCUUAUGCAACAAACAGCCUGAUGAGUUUCGCAUAAUAAUCCCCAACAUGGACCCCGACUACAGCCAUCUGGACCCCAUAGCCGUGGUGGUUCUCAUAGCCAUAGCCAUGCUGGCAAUGUUCAGCACGAAAACCUCCUCCGUCUUCAACAACGUGGCCACCAUCAUCCACUCCCUCAUCCUGGUCUUCAUCGUCAUCGCCGGCUUCAUCAAAGCCGACCCCCAGAACCUCACCCCCUUCGCCCCCUACGGCGCGCGCGGCGUCAUCAAGGCCUCCGCGGUUCUCUUCUUCGCGUACUUGGGCUUCGACGCCGUCUCAACCAUGGCGGAGGAAACGAAGAACCCCGCCAGGGACAUUCCCGUGGGCCUGGUGGGGUCGAUGACCAUCACCACCAUCAUCUACUGCCUCCUCUCGCUAACGCUCUGCCUGGUGCAGUCCUACAAGGACAUCGACGUGGACGCGCCGUUCUCCGUGGCGUUUCACGCCGUGGGGUGGGACUGGGCUAAGUACAUCGUGGCGCUUGGCGCCUUGAAGGGAAUGACGACCGUGUUGUUGGUGACUAUCGUGGGUGAGUCUCGCUACCUAACCCACAUUGCACGCACGCACAUGAUGCCUCCUUGGUUCGGGCACGUGGAUGAGAAAACCGGUACCCCUGUGAACGCCACCGUGGCAAUGAUCAUGGUGACGGCGGUCAUCGCUUUCUUCACCAACUUCCGCGUUCUCUCGAACCUGUUGUCGAUCUCCACCCUGCUGAUCUUCAUGCUGGUGGCGGUGGCGCUUCUGGUGCGGCGCUACUACUCGAGUGGGGUAACGACAAAGGGGAAUCAAGUGAGGCUGAUAGUGUGCCUUGUCCUGAUCAUGGGGUCUUCGUGCGGCAUUUCUGGGCUUUGGGCGAAGGAGGUUGAUGGUUGGGUUGGGUAUGCGAUUUGUGUGGUGUUGUGGGUGUUGGGGAGUGGAGGUCUUUGCGUUUUUGUGCCGAUGGCGAAGCAGCCGAAGCGGUGGGGGGUGCCUUUGGUGCCGUGGCUGCCGGCGUUGUCCAUUUUGAUAAACGUGCUCCUUCUUGGGUCAAUCGACGUGGAGUCGUAUAUUAGGUUUGCGGUGUGGACGGCGUUUCUCUUGGUUUACUAUGCUCUUGUGGGGGUGCAUGCUUCUUAUGACACUGCCAAGGACUUUGAGUGCAAAAGGAAUGCAAACCAGGUUGAGGUUGAGGUUGAGGUUGAGGUUGAGAUUGAGAAAGUGCUCAACCAGGUGGAACGGGGGGUGCACGCUGUCGCUCAACCAACUAUAUCCCAAAAAUGUUGACUACCUCAUGCUUUAAAAUAAUUAUACAAUUAUUUAUUUAUUUAUUUAUUUAUUUCUCUAAAAUAUUAUAUAAUUCCAUAU